Molecule: messenger RNA, 2532 nt
Organism: Prunus armeniaca (apricot)
Lineage: Eukaryota; Viridiplantae; Streptophyta; Magnoliopsida; Rosales; Rosaceae
Source: the annotation of a GenBank genome assembly
AUGCAAUUUUUGAUGGGUUUGAGCGACACCUACUCUACGGUUCGAGGAUCAAUUCUCAUGAUGAAUCCCUUACCUGACACAUGCAAAGUUCACGGCCUGGUUCUCCAACACGAGCGCCAGCUAGAGGUGACCAGCAUGCAUGACAAUCUGGUUACUCCAUAUGCAAUGCAAACCGGUCGUUCUUCGGUGGUCGCCACUCCCUCCACAGCUCACAACAUUGAAGCCAUUCAGUCAACAGUCCAACCUACUGCCAUCACCAAGACAACCCCCGUUGACAGCCCAACCUUCACCACUGAGGAGUACAACGAACUUCUUACCAUGCUUCGUAAUAAGAAGGGUAACAGUCAGCCUCUAGCACAUGCAACAGGUAUCAUUACACCCACUUGUAAUAUUGCACAACAUGAUCCACACUCCAUGCUAUAUUGGAUUGUGGAUAGCGGGGCCACCGAUCACAUUUCUCAUUCGGCUCCUACACAUAAUCAAACUGCCACACAUCAUGAAUUUGUUAGUUUGCCCAACGGAGAACAGACAGCAAUACGUAACAUUGGAUCUAUGCAUCUAGCGCCCGACUUGACUCUUGAUGGAGUUCUACAUGACGUGGAUACAAAGAAGACGAUUGGCCUGGGCAAGCAUUUUGAUGGGCUUUACUACCUCACACCUACCCAAAAUCCUCACCUUGCUACUCAUGUUCGUCGUACCUCCAUGCUUUGGCAUCAACGUCUCGGACAUCCGUCAUCUACACCUCUUCACUCUUUAUCCAAGACUAUUCCUGAAAUAAUGUUUCAUUCUGAGCAAAUUUGUGAUGUUUGCCCUUUGGCUAAACAAACCAGAUUACCAUUUACUUCUAGUUCAAUUAAAACAGUUGCACCUUUUGAUCUUAUUCAUUGUGACAUUUGGGGCCCUCAUAAUACCCGUACACAUUCUGGGGCACGUUAUUUUUUGACAAUUGUUGAUGAUUUCACUCGUUUCACUUGGGUUCAUCUUAUGAAUUUUAAAUCUGAUACACAAACCAUUUUGAAAUCAUUUUUCUCUUGGGUCACCACUCAAUUUAAUCGCCCCAUUAAAACUCUUCGUUCUGACAAUGGUAGUGAAUUCCUAUCCAUGCGUCCAUUCUUUCUUGACCAUGGCACUAAUUUUCAACACUCUUGCACAUAUACUCCUCAACAAAAUGGGGUCGUUGAACGCAAACAUCGUCAUCUCUUAAACAUUGGACACGCACUUCGGUUCCAAGCAAACUUGCCUUUGCAAUUUUGGGGAGACAGUCUUCAAACAGCAUGCUACCUCAUAAAUCGACUCCCCACCCCCUUACUCUCUCAUAAAACCCCUUAUGAGCGAUUACAUGGGAAAUCACCUGUUUAUUCUCACCUACGGGUUUUCGGGUGCCUUUGCUAUGCCACUCACCUUAACCCCACUCACAAAUUUGACACCCGGGCUCGUCGUUGUCUUUUUCUUGGGUAUCCUCUUCGUCAGAAAGGCUAUUGUGUCUUCGAUCUUGAAACAAAGAAAUAUUUUGUGUCUCGGGAUGUCAUUUUUCAUGAACACUCAUUUCCUUUUUCUCACUCCCCUUCUAGCCCUCCCACGGACCAACCCAUUCUGCCUACUCCUCCUACCACUUCAGACCUUCUUUUUCUACCAGGCCCGAUGUCUCCAGGCCCACAUUCACCACACUUACCUCCCCUAGGCCCGGCCCACUUUGAUCAGCAAAUCUCCCAUUCUGAUACACUUCCAAACCCUACUUCCCCAAUCUCCACACUGCCUCUCCCUUCUCUCGAUGGCGACUCUGGUUCUCCAAUCCCCGACCUCACCUCUCUUUCGACUGAUCAGCCGUCGUCCUCCCUUGAACCUUCACAGCCUCAUCCUCCUCCUCCUGACUCAUCCUCAUUACCUCGCCGGUCUGUGCGUGUCCCACGUCUUCCUUCCUAUCUUCGGGACUAUGAAGCUCAUCACACCGCCUUGCUCAUGCCCGGAGUCGCUUCUUCCUCCACGUCUGGAACCAGGUAUCCCCUUCAUCGAUAUGUAUCUUACUCUGGUCUUUCUCCUGCUUAUCGGAAUUAUGUGUGUAAUAUAUCCCGAUUGGUAGAGCCUUCUUCCUAUGAACAGGCCUGUCAUGACCCUCACUGGGUUGCUGCAAUGAACUCUGAGUUGCAAGCUCUUGAAGACAACCACACCUGGUCGCUGGUUCCUCUGCCUCCCGGUCAUCGUCCCAUUGGUUCCAAGUGGAUUUUUCGGAUUAAAUACCACUCCGAUGGCUCUGUUGAUUGUUACAAGGCCCGCCUUGUUGCCCAGGGGUUCAACCAACGUGAAGGUAUUGACUUCACUGACACAUUUGCUCCGGUUGCGAAGUUGAUCACUGUCCGCUACUACUCACGGUUGCGGCUGCUCGCAAAUGGUCUCUUCAUCAAAUGGACGUUCAGAACGCGUUUCUCCAUGGCGACCUCCACGAGGAGGUUUACAUGUUACCUCCGCCUAGUUCACGUCGACAGGGGGAGCAGCAGGUUGUAUGUCGACUCCACAAGUCCUUGUAUGGACUGA